AUGGCCAUGUUACCUCCCGCAGAUGCAGACGACCCAGCACCUCUCUUCUUCUGGCAAGCUGUCAUCACCGAACCGAAUGGCCUCUUCGACAAUAACACGUUCGACUCAUUUGACAAGCUCGAGGACGCCCUGUCCUCCCACCGCGCCGCCUUCUUCAUGAGCCAGGUCGACUACGAGUUUACGCUGCCCAUCAACGAGGGACAGCAUGCCGCGCUGUGGCAUCCACUCGAGACGGUUCCCUCCAACUGGGUCUGCCUCAUCCGCCUAGGAAAGGUCAAGGUAACACCUCGCGAUACACCCUCCCAGAUUAGAAGCAGAAGGAUUGGCGGGAGCUAA
Molecule: messenger RNA, 336 nt
Organism: Colletotrichum fioriniae
Lineage: Eukaryota; Fungi; Ascomycota; Sordariomycetes; Glomerellales; Glomerellaceae
Source: RefSeq, a predicted model, not a curated record